Messenger RNA from Bombina bombina (fire-bellied toad), 1021 nucleotides. Its product is annotated as 1-acyl-sn-glycerol-3-phosphate acyltransferase beta-like. Gene Ontology annotation, molecular function: 1-acylglycerol-3-phosphate O-acyltransferase activity. The transcript has a single exon. NCBI's taxonomy places the organism in Eukaryota, Metazoa, Chordata, Amphibia, Anura, Bombinatoridae. The record is from RefSeq and is a predicted model, not a curated record. Gene Ontology annotation, biological process: phosphatidic acid biosynthetic process. Gene Ontology annotation, cellular component: endoplasmic reticulum; membrane.
CCUGCACGUUGCGCUGGGCAGGACACACCAUGGACUAUUGGUGGAUAUUGUGCAUUAUCAUGCUGCUGGUCGUACCCCUCAUUUUUUCGGAACUAAGCGACAGCUUCAAAUUUCACUUCAAAAUUGUGUCCUACUGCGUCCUAUGCACCGUCCUGUCUUUAUUGGCAGCUCCGGUUUGUCUGCUUAAAAGCCGUGGCAGAAAUGUUGAAAAUAUGAGGGUAAUUAGCGCUUUCGUGCGGACGAUUAAGUACUUUUAUGGAUUGCGGUUUGAAGUGAAGGGUAUGGAGAAUUUUCAGAUUGAGGGUCCAUGUGUCAUCAUCUCGAACCACCAGAGCAUCUUAGACAUGAUGGGGUUGAUGGAGAUUUUGCCAGAUCGUUGUGUGCAGAUCGCAAAGAAGGAAUUGCUGUUUGCUGGUCCUGUUGGUCUCAUUACCUAUCUUGGAGGGGUAAUUUACGUCAACAGAAAACGUACAAGUGAUGCUAAGUCUAUAAUGGCCGGUGUUGCACAAGCCAUGAUCAAUGACAAUUUAAAAGUCUGGAUAUAUCCUGAAGGAACCCGCAAUAACAGUGGUGACCUCCUGCCGUUCAAGAAAGGUGCUUUCCACCUUGCACUACAGGCCAAGGUUCCGAUAAUUCUGGUUGUAUAUUCGUCCUUUACCAGCUUCUAUAAUAAAGAGAAGAAUCUGUUCACAGGAGGUAGGAUCAAAGUUGAAAUCCUUCCAAAAAUUGAAAUAUCUGACUAGCAAGAUAGUGACAUCACUGAGUUGGUGGAAAGCUGCCAUAAGACCAUGCGGGAGGUCUUUUUCAGGAUCUCAAACAAGUCCCCCCAGGAGAAUGGGCCGAGCACCUGUAAUCAUUAGACCUCUUCCCUUACAGUGUCGUGGACCUAACUUAUUAGGCACCAUAGAACAACAGAGCUGUAUAUUGCGUUUCCUUUGAGCAAUGGACUUUGUUCUUUAAAAAAAAGACUUUACCAAUCAAAUUGCCAGAUAUUAUUGUCUUCUGGGCCAAUGGUUCUUAU